GACCUAAUAGGUGCACGAAGAAGCUACUGUAAGGCCGAGGAUAUCCAAGUCAAUCUGAACACCGUCCCAAAUCCCAGCGGCACCACCUAAAAUGCUUUCAACAACCCCCAGAGCCUUUUUUAUAAUACUAGAUGUCGCCGCUCAUAAUCUACCCUUCAAGCUUCAGACUCAGGCGGCUCACUUGAGAACCAAGUCCCGUUAUGCCGCGCGACAACUAUCGACUUUGGUGGAAAUGAAACCGAGGGUUUUGAGCAAGCAGUCACUCCGACCGGCGUCGCCGAGACAGCUGCUGCGUAUGGAAAACAAGAUGCAGGGAUGCAAACGUUAUCUCAUUAGUGGAAAAUCCAAAGCCGUUGAUGCGGCCGCCGCCACAUCCACUCAUGAAACAUCCCCGGAAACACCGUUAACGAAGUCUGAUAAGGAAAAGAGCUUAACAGACCUCUAUGAAUCACCUUACACCAUCCCGAACGCUCUCACAUUAGCUCGAUUACUCGCGUGUCCGGUCCUUGGCUACAUGAUCGUGCAAGGUGACUAUGCAUGGGCGACGAGUAUCCUGUUUGCCAGUGGUGUAACGGACUGGUUGGACGGUUGGCUUGCGAGACGAUACAAUAGUUUCUCCGUUUUGGGAUCCAUUUUAGAUCCAGCCGCCGAUAAGGCGCUGAUGACGACGUUGGUCGGUACACUGGCAUGGGCCGGACUUCUUCCCGUACCUCUUGCAAUCCUAAUCGUUGGGCGAGAUGUUGCACUCUCAAUAUCUGCUUUUUACUUCCGAUUCAUUUCUCUUCCGAAGCCUCGAACGUUGCGGCGGUACUUUGACUUCUCGAUACCGUCGGCUCAAGUAACCCCGACAAAAAUCAGCAAGAUAAAUACUUUGCUUCAGCUUAUGCUUAUGGGAAUGACCACAAUUUCUCCUCUUCUCUCCAUUUCUCUUGCUUUACCGCUGCAAGCGCUUCAAUGGACCGUGGCUGGAACAACGAUUUGGAGCGGGUUGAGUUACAUUGGAAGAUCUGGUGUCAAAAUUCUGAAGCAACCAGCCAAGGGUGUUUAGGUGAUGAUAUCUAUUAUCAGGCAUGCAUCAUGUAUGGCAUCAUUGCAGUACUCUUUCUUUGUA
Cryptococcus deneoformans JEC21 is the source of this 1111-nucleotide messenger RNA. Its product is annotated as cardiolipin synthase, putative. The transcript has 7 exons. Gene Ontology annotation, cellular component: mitochondrion; membrane. The record is from RefSeq and is a predicted model, not a curated record. Gene Ontology annotation, molecular function: cardiolipin synthase activity. Lineage: Eukaryota; Fungi; Basidiomycota; Tremellomycetes; Tremellales; Cryptococcaceae. Bases 92 to 1048 code for a protein of 318 amino acids. Gene Ontology annotation, biological process: cardiolipin biosynthetic process.